Rhinichthys klamathensis goyatoka is the source of this 738-nucleotide messenger RNA. RefSeq names its product splicing factor 3b, subunit 6 (gene sf3b6). Gene Ontology annotation, molecular function: mRNA binding. The record is from RefSeq and is a predicted model, not a curated record. Bases 141 to 518 code for a protein of 125 amino acids. The transcript is spliced from 4 exons. Lineage: Eukaryota; Metazoa; Chordata; Actinopteri; Cypriniformes; Leuciscidae. Gene Ontology annotation, cellular component: cytoplasm; nucleus; ribonucleoprotein complex.
AACGUCAUCACACUGCGCGAUCAAACCAACAUAGCAAAGUGCGCAGCUACUUAGCUUGUGCUAGCUGUUACAGAUUAUAGAUCAGUUGAGGACUUUUCUCGCAAAGUUUGAGUUUUUGUUUCCUUUAAACAGAACCAACCAUGGCGAUGCAAGCAGCUAAACGAGCGAAUAUUCGUUUACCUCCAGAGGUGAACAGGAUAUUGUAUAUACGUAACCUUCCGUACAAGAUCACUGCAGAGGAGAUGUAUGACAUCUUUGGAAAGUACGGGCCAAUUCGUCAAAUCAGAGUUGGGAACACACCAGAAACGAGAGGAACAGCCUAUGUUGUAUAUGAAGAUAUCUUUGAUGCCAAAAAUGCCUGUGAUCACCUUUCUGGAUUCAACGUCUGCAACAGAUACUUAGUUGUAUUGUACUAUAAUGCAAACAGGGCUUUCCAAAAAAUGGACACAAAGAAAAAGGAGGAGCAGCUGAAACUUCUCAAAGAGAAGUACGGGAUAAACACAGACCCACCGAAAUAGUCAACAUCGUGUUUUUUUUAUAUUUCUGUUAUUGUUGUUUUCCCUACCUUGCAUCCAUCUCCUUUUCCCUUCACCCCAUUAAGUAAUGAUGUUUUUUUUUUUUAAAUGUCAGUUGAACAGUGUUCAUUACUUGUCAUUACUAAGUCUUGUUAUAUAUAUUGACCCCAUUUCUUUUUCUGUGAGUUCUGUUGAUAUCGAAUAAAUUGGCAUUUAUUCAUCA